CCUGUGUCCUCGCCCCGCCUUUCCCAGCAGGCUCCGCCUGCGCGGCCGGGAGCUUUGCGACAACGGCGCUUCGGCGGUGAGCUCCGUCCGCGGCCUCGGCGAGUUCCACCGAUUUCCAACCUGAGCGCCUGUGGCCGCCGAGACAGAGCCACGAUGUUCAGGAUGCUGAGCAGCAGCUUCGAGGACGACCCUUUCUUCUCCGAUUCUUUCCUUGCACAUCAAGAAAGUAUGCGUCAGAUGAUGAGGAGUUUUUCUGAGCCCUUUGGCAGAGACUUGCUCAGUAUCCCUGAUGGGAGAGGACGGCAUCGGCACGCGAGGCGUGAGGACGGUGAAAAUUCCUUGACUGCAAUGAGUUCUCUUGUACCUUUCAGCAGUUUUUGUGGCAUGCGUACAGAUGUCAACCCUUUUCAGGCAAUGGACCGAAUGAUGUCAAAUAUGAGAAACAGUAUGCAGGAAUUACAAAGAAACUUUGGUAAUCUUUCCGUGGAUCCACAUGGACAUUCAUUUUGUUCCUCUUCAGUGAUGACUUACUCCAAAGUAGGGGAUGAACCACCGAAAGUUUUCCAGGCCUCGACUCAAACCCGCACGGCUCCAGGAGGGAUAAAAGAAACCAGGAGGGCGAUGAGAGAUUCCGACAGCGGCCUGGAAAAGAUGGCUGUUGGUCAUCACAUCCAUGACCGAGCACAUGUCAUCAAAAAGUCAAAAAACAGCAAGACUGGGGAUGAAGAGGUCAACCAGGAAUUCAUCAACAUGAAUGAAACUGAUGCUCAUGCCUUUGAUGAUGAGUGGCAAAAUGAGAUUUUGAAGUACAAGCCCGGGGGACGGUGGCGCAAUGUUGAAAACGCUAAAAUGCGAAGUGUAGGUCAUGAGAAGAGUUCAGGAUCCCGAGAAGUGAGAAGAAGGGAGAAAUCUAGUCCAAGUCCAGCCAUUGAAAGUGGAAGAAGAUCAAACGUUUUUGUGGACAAGCUCAACAUCAAAGGGUCACCUGUGAAAACCCACAGAAAAUAAAUUGCCGUGCAUUUGA
This is a messenger RNA of Ochotona princeps (American pika), 1024 nucleotides long. It is a transcript of the gene MLF1, whose product is annotated as myeloid leukemia factor 1. Gene Ontology annotation, cellular component: cytoplasm; nucleus. The transcript is spliced from 8 exons. The coding region runs from base 154 to 1008 and encodes 284 amino acids. NCBI's taxonomy places the organism in Eukaryota, Metazoa, Chordata, Mammalia, Lagomorpha, Ochotonidae. Gene Ontology annotation, biological process: regulation of DNA-templated transcription. The record is from RefSeq and is a predicted model, not a curated record.